AUGGAAGAAGAGGCAGCAAACUUCAUCAUCAAAUCAGGCACCGACUUGUUUGUUUCCCGCAGUCGUGAUGUUUUUGCUAGUCUAGGUGCACUAGAGGACAAACACUCAGCCUUCCUGAAGGCAACUGCACAGACUCGAGAAAAAGAUGAUGCUGAUUUAUUGAAACAUGACCCAGAUGAGGAUAAUGAGAUUAUGAAUCAAAGUAACAACAGAAUUUCUGAUUCAGCAAAGACCCAGCUUAGCCAAACCAGAGAUGUGGAUUACGAACGAAGACCACACAGUCGUUCACCACGAAGAGAAAAAUCGAGUGGGGCCGAGGAUAAGAAUCAAACUGUCCAGUUCAAGUUCAAAAGACCAGCUCGACCUCCCCAGAAGUUCCGCCGGCAGCCGGUCCCAGAUUUCAGAAAACAUCCAGAGAAGUACACAGAAUAUUCUCUUGAUGAUGUUUCUGAGAAUGACAUGUCAGAAAGGACCAAUCAGACAGCUGCAUUUGAAUUUCUGGUAGAGCGAAAACUGGAAAGAGAAAAACAGGAACGGUUAUUAGCAGGUUUGCCAGAAGAAGAAAUGAAAUUUGAUUCUUCUGAAGCUGCCUGUUCACAUGGGAAGAUAACGUUUUCUCGUCCAAAACAGCAGAUGAAAUCUGUUGCAUCAGAUAAGUCUGUGAACAAAGAUGAGAUAUCAACAUUGCUUCCUGCAGAAGAUCCUGCUGAUAAUGUUGAUGAAGACACAAAAGGUGCUGAUGGGACAGAUGUCACAGACGAAGAUGCUUCGGACAGAAAUGUUACUGAAUCUAAAGCGAGUUCGAGCUCUUUCAAGUCCAGAAAGAAUGUGAAACGACACAUCAGAACCAAGGACUGUGAUGCAGAUUCAGAUUAG
Candidula unifasciata is the source of this 876-nucleotide messenger RNA. NCBI's taxonomy places the organism in Eukaryota, Metazoa, Mollusca, Gastropoda, Stylommatophora, Geomitridae. The record is from the annotation of a GenBank genome assembly.